AUGGAAAUAUCAAGUUGCAAUUAUCCAACUAAAGAACAAUUACUUGAAAUGGAGGUUGAUGGUUUUGAGAUAAUUAAUGGGAAACUUUUGACUACGAAACUUAUUUAUUUGCCAAAAGACACAAUCUUAACAACUUCAGAAUCUGGUUUUCACGGCCCAUUUUGUUGA
Molecule: messenger RNA, 168 nt
Organism: Entrophospora candida
Lineage: Eukaryota; Fungi; Glomeromycota; Glomeromycetes; Entrophosporales; Entrophosporaceae
Source: the annotation of a GenBank genome assembly